Messenger RNA from Solea senegalensis (Senegalese sole), 960 nucleotides. RefSeq names its product transcription factor BTF3 homolog 4. The record is from RefSeq and is a predicted model, not a curated record. The transcript has 6 exons. Bases 90 to 566 code for a protein of 158 amino acids. Lineage: Eukaryota; Metazoa; Chordata; Actinopteri; Pleuronectiformes; Soleidae.
AUCAGAAGCGGAAAAGUGUUUUGUUGCUGCUGCGAAUGUUAGCUGCUCGACUCCAGCCUCAUUAUCAUCGUGGUCACUAACAGAAUAUAAUGAAUCAAGAAAAGCUCGCCAAACUGAAGGCAGAGGUCCGGAUAGGUGGAAAGGGAACUCCUCGCAGGAAGAAAAAGGUUGUUCACAAAACGGCAACAGCUGACGACAAAAAACUCCAGGGUUCCCUGAAGAAACUGGGAGUGAACACCAUCACAGGGAUAGAAGAGGUGAACAUGAUAAAAAGCGAUGGGACGGUAAUCCACUUCAACAACCCUAAGGUCCAGGCUUCCCUGUCAGCCAACACCUUUGCCAUCUCAGGCCACGCUGAGAACAAGCAGCUCACUGAGAUGCUGCCAGGAAUCCUGAGCCAGUUGGGAGCUGACAGCAUCACUAACCUGCGCAAGCUGGCCGAGCAGUUCCCACGGCAAGCAAUGGACAUGAAAGCAGUCAAAGAGGAAAUUGCAGAAGAGGAGGAUGACGACGUACCAGAUCUUGUGGAGAACUUUGACGAACCUUCAAAGAAUGAAGCAAACUGAUAAAUCCUCCCUUUUUUUCUCUCUCUCUCUCUGCUCUCCGUCAACCGUUUUCUUUUUUUUUAAUGUUUACCUCUUACGGAAUCACAAAGGAUAUUUCCUGUUGUGGGGAAACGGUUGUUAAAGGUGCAAUGCAUCAUAUCUGGAGAUAUGGCUCAGACUGCCACAACAACAUGCAGUAGGUUUUGAUUUCGGUCGGCGUUGAUGUUUUGAACACUCCGAAAAAUGCGGAUCUGUGCGAAUCUCCGCACCCAAAGGACUCAAACUACUUUAAAUAUGCUGUAAGCUUUUUACAUGGUUAAACAUGGCUAAUAUUUAAGAGAUUGUUUAUUAAAAUACAGUUUAAGUGAAUGAAUAUUUCAUUUUACAUAUAGUGAUGGUGAUGAAUUAAAUAAAA